AGAAAGGAAGUGCUUCAGAGUCGCAGAGCUGGAGAAGCGGUGCAGAGAGGAAGCAGUAUGUCCGCGGAAGUCCCCGAGGCAGCCUCCGCUGAGGAACAGAAGGAAAUGGAAGAUAAAGUGACUAAUCCAGAAAAAGCUGAAGAAGCAAAAUUAAAAGCAAGGUAUCCUCAUCUGGGACAAAAGCCUGGAGGUUCAGACUUCUUAAGGAAACGAUUACAGAAAGGGCAAAAAUAUUUUGAUUCUGGGGAUUACAACAUGGCUAAAGCAAAAAUGAAGAACAAGCAACUUCCGACUGCAGCCCCGGAUAAGACAGAGGUCACUGGUGAUCACAUUCCCACUCCACAGGACCUUCCUCAACGGAAACCAUCCCUUGUUGCUAGCAAGCUGGCUGGCUGAUUAAAAGAGCUGAACUGCAUGCAUCUUCUAAUUCCUGUUGUUUUUCCUUAAUAUGUUACUUCCCGCUUUUUAUUUCAUUUCAUUCACUAAGUCGUUUGAGAGUGACAGCUUUGCAGGUAGUGGUAGUGUGUGCUGCUAUUGUAAGGGAAGAUACAUGUGUAGAGGUUUUGAUUAGUUUAACAGUGCACUGAUGAAGAGAACAUGUUAGAGCAACAUAAAGUAAUCUACUUGAAAAUAAUUGUAUAUAUUACCUAACUCCUAGUAUAGGACCGGUCGUAACAAACUACCAAGCAAGUUUUACAAUUUUAAUGUUUUGGCUUUCUUUAAUUCAUCCUAAUUAUAGCUUUGUGUGUUACUCUUAUUUAAUUAACCUUUACUGUAUUGAUUUAUUCUGUAUCUUCCUUUUGGAUUUUAUAAAACAGAAGUUUAAGACCACAAGUUGGAAGAAAGGUCGCAUAUUUCAAACACCAACAGAUGGGGCUCCAAAAGAUUUGUCUUUCUGUGCUUGAACUUGAAUGGCCUUAAACCUGAUUCAGCUUUAACAAUAGAAGUUUACUUGGGCAAUAUUUGUCCAUUCUGGUGUAACUUAUGUGACCCUAGUGCUUAACAGCUGCCAUUGAAGCUAAUAUUAUUCAGUUAUAUAGUUACAAUACCUUUUGUUGUUAAAGAUAUGAAUGAAGUAUGCAUGUGCAUUGACUGUUGAAUUCACUUUUGUGCCAUUUUUGUAAAUACAGUAGUUUUGCACAACCUCUCACAAAUGUCUGUAUUAAUUUCACAUAUUAAAAAUUAGAUGAUGUGCCAACCAGAAGCACAAAAGUUCCUACACAAAACUCUAUAUGCCAUUAGAGCUUUUGUAAAGAGUAGUUUACAAUCAUGGGCUUAUAGAAUACCAAACUGAAAUCUUUCCUCAGUCUGCCAUAGACUUAAGCUUUUUCAUUUGUUACUAAUAUCCAUGACGUUCAGUGGCCUUGUGCAAAUAUGAUAUGUUGCUUAGGCAUAUCUUUUGUCCUAUGCAGAACAUUUCAUUUUGACUUUUAUGAAAAUUGCAAUUCAUGUAAUUUAUAUAAACUUUUUAAAUGUAGAAACUUUUUACUUCCACAAUUUUGAGGACACUAGAAUAAAAGGCUUCGAUAUUUUGCGUCCUGUGGCCCCUCCCUCCUUUUUUUUUUUUUUUUUUUUAAUUUUUUUUUUAUUCCUGCUUUGACUCAAAUCAUGUUGGGCUGUGCUGGUCAGUCUAUUCAGAAGCAUAGUGUAUCCUUACUCUUGAAAUUUGCUCUGCUGAAUGCUGUUUUUUGAUGAUGUUUUCCUUAUAACUUUUUAGUUAACCAUUCUUAUUCCUGUAUUAUUUCUAAUAUUUGACCGUUGUUAAAAUAAAAAGAACUUUAUAAUGAAACAAAUACUUGAGAAGACUGGUCCAGAAACCUGUGUCAGGAUCAGGAUAAGUUGAACUCUGGUAUAUAAUUUUAAGUAAUUAUGAUUAGCUACGUGUAUUAGGCUUAGGACAGUAAUUUACAUGAUAGGUGGGACAUACUCAUAUUACAAUGUUUAGAUAUAUUGCUUCUAUAGAUACCACUUUAAUAAAACAUCAAUUUAAUUUUACUUGUUUUUUUUUAAUCGAGUUGGUAAGAACUUCUAACAGACUUUACUGGGACAGAUUUACUGCUCUUUUAGGAGCUCUUCCCACAGUCAUAAUGCUGUAGCGUGAUAAUGAGGACCAGUCAUCUGAGAUGAUAUUCUUUUUCACCUCAUCUUUGACUUGCACAGGGCCUCCCUUCUCUGGGGCCCAGGCAUCUUUUCUGGAUCUUGGCUCUAUUUGUAUACCUGCUUUCUUAUGUCCCCAAAUCAUUGUAGAUGGUGCCUUGAGUAUAGCACCUGCACUUAAGGACAGCCUAAUGAUGCUCUGAGGAAAGCUCACUGAUUAUCUUUCUGCUCUACCCAUCCCAAAAUGCAGAAAAGCAACAAAAUCAGUAAUAUGCUAAUCUGCAAUGUUAAUAGGACAAGUAGGUUACUCUGCAGUAUGUGUAAUUACUGUAGGAUCAACUUAAGAAUUACAAAAUAAUGCUCACUUCAACAGCACGUAUACUAAGAUUGAAAUGAUACAGGGAAGAUUAGCAUGGCUCCAGCACAAGGGUGACAUGCAAAUUCAUGAAGCAUUCUAUAUUUUAAGGGGAAAAAAAUCUACAAAAUACUAUAAAGUAGAAUUUCUGCAAUAUCUAGUCCUUUUUAAUGAAUAUGUACAAGAUAUCACCAUUAAUUCUACACAUCAGAGAAGAUUAAUUAAAAUAUCAGACCAUGUUAUUUUUGACCAUGGUAAGACUCUUGCUUUGGUUUGUGACAAGUGAUGUAACCUCUGCCUGAAUUUUAGUUUGUAAAACACAAUGCUAAAAUUUAACCUACCUCAAAGCUUGAGGAUCUGUGAAAUGCUGAAUAAGUGCCCAAAAUAAAAUGCUGUUGAUCGUCUUUUUAUUAAAAGUAAAUUUCCUCAUUAAACCAACCUGCCUUCUGUAAAGUCACAGUGCUUAAAAUCUCAGGAUUUUCCAUUAGGAAAGACCUGUCAUUAAGGAUUUGUAGGUACAAUUGCUUAGCCUCUAUUAUUGGUGCUUGGGAUAAAGAGGUUUUAAAUUUUUGUAAUCUUGGUUCUGCCUCAAUGAUAGGUUUAAGGAAGACGUUUGCAGGCUGUUUCACCAUUGCCAGAAUGAAGAUUUUGACUAGAUGAGCUUAAUCGUAAUCAUCCAUUUCUGUGAUUUCAGAAUUGUGGUUUGAAAUAAAUGAAUGCAGGAGCAAAGCUAAGAUAACAACUUCUUGAAAGAAUUGGCUAACGUCUGAAAUAAACUACCUGUUUCAUGUCUAGGAGCUCCUACUUGAUAGUAGAGUUUUGAGAAACACUUUCGAAAGCUACAGCUGACUAAAAUAAUUAUAGUUCCUGGCAUUUGGGAUAAUAAUGAUUGUUGGAUUGUUUUUGAUUAACUGGAAGGAGCAUAUUUGCAGUCUUUUUACAAAUUACUCAAUCCUCUUGUGCUACUGACCUAAAAAUAAGUCUUUACUAUUCUUCAAGGCAGACAGGCAGGCCUCUACUUGUUAUUACAUCAACAGUUGGAAUUAGUUGCUCUUUUUACUUGAUGUGACAAAACCAUACCUCUGAACAUUUAUUGAUAGUUUUUACUAAAUCAGACAUGUAUUUUUUUUUUCAAUCCAAAUUAGUGGAGUUUUAUCAGAGCUGAGAUGUAAUCUCAAACUGUGCUCCAAACUUGGUGUUCGGUGAGUCGGGCAGGUAGCCAUAGGAAGAGCACAUUUGGUGACUAGAGCAGUUUCUGUGGUGGCCUUUUCACAUUCCCCAACAUGCAAACACAUUUCCACUCAUUUUCCUUUUUCACUUCGUUUUCAUCCCUACCCUGACUUAUUUAAGCCCCCUGAUGGCUUUUAUUAAAUGGUGUUUAGGGCUGAUUAAUUAUCAUUUCUUACUAUUGUUCCCAAUAGGUUUCAAUUCAAUUUUCUAAAACACUAUCCUAAUCUGGAUAAUGACCAAUUUGAGCCACUGUUCCAACUCUGUAACUCAGCAUACACUGCCAGUCUUUCCCACCACACCUUAUUAAUUGAGAUAAACCUCAUUCUGAGAUUGUUAAGAAUAAAAACACUGAUUUUAAUCGUUUUUCUAGUUUCGGUCUUCUAAGUAGGUUGGCCUAUGAGUUUUAUUCUGCAAGUCAUUGGUGGUCAUGAUAACCAUUAACAUAUGUCUGUGUUAUGUUAUUUAUCAACUAAAUGGCAUUGAUAUUCUUGUAAUAUGCCCUCAAGCCUGUUACCGCAUCUCUACCUGUGAUGCAAUAGGACACUUCACCUGUAUUAAAGGGGUCAAGAGUAAAUGCCUUUUUUGUUGAACACAUCUAUAGAGUUGGCAAUUAAUGCUGAAAUUUGUCAAAUAGCCCUUCCAAAAUUAUACUUGUGAAAUACACGGAAAAAUAAACUGAUCUACUUAAUUUCUAUUGAUUUAA
Molecule: messenger RNA, 4385 nt
Organism: Pteronotus mesoamericanus
Lineage: Eukaryota; Metazoa; Chordata; Mammalia; Chiroptera; Mormoopidae
Gene: ARPP19
Product: cAMP regulated phosphoprotein 19
Exons: 4
Coding region: 58-396 (112 amino acids)
Cellular component (GO): cytoplasm
Molecular function (GO): protein phosphatase inhibitor activity
Source: RefSeq, a predicted model, not a curated record